UAAUAGAAUGCAAAUGGAUAAUCUCCUCAAUUGUAUUUCUUUUUAAUCACUAUUUAGCUCAAGUUAUUGAAGCCAUGAUAAAUAAUCGAAUGAAGGAUAUACUCUAAGAUAGUUCAUCUAAUAAGACUAUCUUUAAUCUACUUGCAGAAUAAUAAUAAGAAAUUUCUUAAGUUAUUUUAGUCAAUGAUCCUGUUUAUUAAAAUUCUCAUUAUUACUACCCAAUUACAACUGGCAAUAUAACCGUACUUAGAAGAUACGGAGAUUUUGAGUUGCUUUCAGAAUAUUUAUUUAAAUAAAAUCCUGAAAUUAUAUAAAAAUUACUACCUGCUAAAGAAUCUGGAUUUUAUUAUAUUAAAAGUUAUUUUUAAGAAAAUAAAUAGAUAUUAAAUUUAAGAAAGGAGAAAUUUUAAAUUUAUAUCAAUGAUAUAAAAAAACAAUUACCAAAUCAUGAAGUUGUUAAAAAGUUUCUUGAAGAAUAAAUAUAUUUUAUUGAUGUAAUGAAAAAUAUUGAUCCAACAUUAAUACUUGAAUAAGGAUAUUUAUCAAAAAUUAAAAAAUUAUACGAAGUUUCUUGGAUAGUAUAAAAUAACAAGGAUUAGGAAUUAACAGAAUUUUAAUAAUUAUUGCAAACUAAAAUCAUGCAUUUAGCUUAAAUGUAAUAUGUGAUAUUUAUUUUAGAUAACACUUUCUGGUAAUAUUAUCUCUGAAUUUAAAACAUAAAACUUAAUCAAAUCAGAUAUCUUUGCAAAAUAAGGAAAUUUAAGAUUUAAUUAAUAAUAUAAUCGCAAAUGAAUAAAUCUAUUAAAAUGAUCUAAUUGCCAAUAAGAUUGAAAGACUUACAAAAAAAAUUACUGAAAUUAUUGAAUUAUUUCCAAAUGUUAGAAAGGUUAAGUGUUAAUAUGAAUCCUAUGACAAAUUAUUAGAAGAGUGUAUCAAAUUGAUAAAAAAUAUCCUAUAAGAAAUCCUACAAUGA
Paramecium sonneborni is the source of this 973-nucleotide messenger RNA. The record is from the annotation of a GenBank genome assembly. NCBI's taxonomy places the organism in Eukaryota, Ciliophora, Oligohymenophorea, Peniculida, Parameciidae.